Messenger RNA from Patiria miniata (bat star), 2467 nucleotides. RefSeq lists its product as uncharacterized. Bases 116 to 1990 code for a protein of 624 amino acids. The transcript has 15 exons. NCBI's taxonomy places the organism in Eukaryota, Metazoa, Echinodermata, Asteroidea, Valvatida, Asterinidae. The record is from RefSeq and is a predicted model, not a curated record.
AGUAUUCAGAGCAGAAUUGUGUUCGCAACAUAAGCCAGUAGCCUAUGUGUUCGUCACACAUACACAUAAGAGCAAGCACAUACACCAAAAACUGUACGUUUCACUGAUCGCUGAUAUGUGGAAGUUCAUACUUUUAACGAUUGUUUUUGUCUGGAGUGGGAUUGGUGACGAGAUCAAGUUGGGCAGAGAAGUAGACAAGCGAUGCUACGAGAACACAAGUGUGACUGAGCCUGUAAUUAUAGGAGGAACAGUGCGGAUGAUUUGUGACCCAUGUGAAACACACGGGUACGGUGUUCAGUGGAAGCAAGAGCUCGGGACUUGGGAAAAGUCUAAACUCAGUGGAAUUGGGUUCGAAGUCAAGGACAACGAGAUCACUGUGGGACGAUAUAUUCUCAACUGGGACAUGAGUUUCUCCAUCUACGACGUUGAACCUGGCGAUACUGGGCGCUACAGAUGCUCCAAAAAGGAUGAAAUCUUUAGUUGGCACGAGGUUAUUGUGUACGAUCCCUCCGAGUUCCUUGUGGUGGAUACCAGGGAGAAUCAGAGACCACUAGAUUAUCCAAUGAACAUUGAAACCAGGUGGACCGACUGGGGUCCGUGCACUCAAUGCGAUGAGCCGGGAACCCGCGAACGCAUAGGGUUUUGUUACCUAGGGGAAAGCCCUCUCACGGAAUAUCACAACGGAAUGCCAUGCGAUUAUCUUUUUGACUGGGUGGGGGAUUUAACAGGAGACACUCGUCACCAGAGGAUGAUCGAGCACUGCAGUGUCACAUGCAGAGAAGCCGACAGGCUAAGGCGACACAAGAAAGUGCAGCCUUAUUUUCAUCCUUUCAAGUGCAUGUUGGAAAUAGAAUUCCAUCACAUAAAGAUGCUCGUCGUGUACGAAGGAGACACUCUAAGGAUGAAAUGUCACUACUGUGCUGAGUUGUAUGGCGGUGUCAAGUGGUAUCGGGUCGAUCCCCAUGACCCUAGAAGCUUUAGAAUGAUGCAUUUCGACUGGCACGACAACGACGACGAAAACAAGUUUGUCUUGAACUAUGACAUGUCCAUGGAGAUCCGUCAAGCCGAAAUGAGCGAUGAUGACAGAUAUGGAUGUGCUGGGAAAAAUGGAACUCACGCCGAAUAUACUGUUGUGGUCAAGAAGCGCCCCACUGAGAUGCACGUGGUGGACAUGACGAAGAACCAGAAGCCGUACAGCCAAUUAAGGGACAACACCUACUUGCUGUAUACGAUGUGGAUGGAGUGGGGACCGUGCAGUAGUCCGUGCGGCAAACCAGGCACUCACAUUCGUCUCGGUCACUGCUAUUCCAUUGCGCCCCAGGUCACGGGCAGGUUGGGCAAGGUGUUCCCCACCGGUAUACCUUGCCAUUAUAAGACGCCCGAGAAUUUCGACUGGAGCAUCAUCAAGUCGCCCCUGCUAGACGAGAAAAUGAUCGACACCUGCAACGAAUCGUGCAUUAAUAAUGUAGUGAACGUGUUUGACAGCGAUGUUCAGCGAUACGCCGCAGCUCGACGUCCGGGCCAAAAGAACCCAUGGGCGCGUCCGAAAGGAAAGCCAGUCGAUAGAGUGGAGCUAAAGGUUUUCGGAACCAUUGGGCGUAAUGUCAGCCUCGUUUGCCCGGGGGCUUCUGAGUACGCCACGACAGAGUGGAAAAACGGCAGCCGCAUGAUGGCGCCCCAGCAGCAGGAAGAGGGUGCGAGAGGGCGCGUACACUUUGACGAUCUCGAGGGCAGUUUGCAGAUUGCCAAUGUCACUUUAUGGGAUGAGCAGAUGUAUCGAUGUUACUCCAACGGUGUCCAGGCAGCUACGAUCAGACUCGUGGUUAUGAAGCCCCUGCUUGACAUACAGGCUUUCAAGAGCUCCUUCUUCCAACUGGGAAACGUGUUACAGUUCUACACCGCCAUCUUCGUGUUUGUUAUUUUCAUGAAGUGCUUGGCGAGAUGCAUACAGAACGUCCACUACAAGCGGAGUCUUAAAUCAAGACGCUGAGAACCGCCAAUAGCGCCCCCUGUUUCUCGGAUGCUCACAAACGGUCUACUUGAGAUUUCCUAUAACUUUGAAACUAAAGCGUGUUUGUACAGUUCACUCAUGUCCCUGGGAUACGAAAACCUUCGCAAUCGACAAUGUGACGUAAGUCACACUGUAAAAAAUAAUGGGUAAAACACUUUUGGGCAAUAUGAUUUUGCCCAACAUUUGUUUGAAAUUACCCAAUUUGGGUAAAAUUUUACCAACACUUGGGAAAAAUUUGCCCAAGAGUUUAACCCGUUGAUAUGUUGACCAACGUUGGUCUACCCAUUUUGCCCAACGUGUUUACAGUGCAAGGGAGGAUCCCGAACACAUUUUUGUUUGGGGGGCGGGAGCAAAAAAUUUGUCCCCAAAAGUAAGUCCAAAACAUUACGGCGUGGGGUUCGGAGCCCGCUAAGGGCCCCGAAAAAAAAUUGAAUUCUACAUGCUCUGUGGUGCGAU